Molecule: messenger RNA, 1221 nt
Organism: Dioscorea cayenensis subsp. rotundata (Guinea yam)
Lineage: Eukaryota; Viridiplantae; Streptophyta; Magnoliopsida; Dioscoreales; Dioscoreaceae
Product: zinc finger protein 8-like
Exons: 1
Coding region: 405-1175 (256 amino acids)
Biological process (GO): response to gibberellin; trichome differentiation; trichome morphogenesis
Molecular function (GO): DNA-binding transcription factor activity
Source: RefSeq, a predicted model, not a curated record
CUCACACUUAUCAUUAUUAUUUCUGAGCCAGUGCACAGAGAAAUUAACAAGAGAGACCACUUGUGUGUGUGUGUUGAGUGUUCACUCCUUACUCAUGCAAUGAAAUCAAGAUCUAUUACUGUCCACAAUACCAAUGUCUCAUCAUAGUACUUCCAUAUAUAUAAAUUUGUAUUUCUUUGUUUAGGCUGCCAUUAGAUCACAGUACACUCCUCUUCUCUGUCACCUUUACAACAACCCUAAAUAUGCCCAACUGCAACCCUAACCCUAACCCUAACCCUAGCUAACCCUAAGAAGAAGAAGAAGAAGAAGAAGAACGUUUUUCUUUCCCCCAGUAUACUCUUCUUCUCUUUUAGUUUUUGUUUCUCUCCUCUUUUUCAUAGAAAGAAGAAGACACACAAGAAGAAAUGAGUAACAUAGAAGCUCAAGACAUGAUGACAGUGAUGACAGUGGAGUCAUUCUCUCAACUUCCUUUUCUCCGGCCAGCUCCACCAAGAGAGAAACAAAACUCCAUGAUCUCCAAACCCCCUCUUCGCCUUUUUUUCGGCUUUGAAGUUCCUCAAGAACCAAACACUCAUCAAUCUUAUGAUCAUGCUAGUCAUAACACCAUUUGUAAAAAGUUCAACAUUCAAAGUGAAAGCGCCGGAACCACCGCCGGAGACUCCGGAAAAAGGUUUAGCUGCCGUUACUGCUCUCGCAACUUCCCAACUUCUCAAGCUCUUGGCGGCCACCAGAACGCUCACAAACGUGAACGCCAACAUGCAAAGCGUUUGCAGUUGCAGUCCAUGUCUUCUAACCUCCACCAUGGCCCCCCUUCCAUUGUUGAAGGCCAGGUCAUUAGCUUUCAUUCUCUUAGCUCUUUCCCAUCCUUCUCUCAUAACCAGUACCCCAUUAAUGGUGGUUUGAGGACAGUGUUACAACCCAUUAAUGGCAACCCUGUGCCAUGCUUGUGGAGAGCUUAUGGUGAUGGUGGAGUGGGGAUUAGUAAUCCUUUGUUUGGAGGAGGAGAAGACUGUUACAAUGUGGGAGGUUUCAGUGAUACUCUCAUUAAUGGUUCUUCAUCUUCUACUACUACUACUUCUUCUUCUUCUUCUUCUUCUUCUCAGAGAUAUCAUGAUCAUAUCCAUGAAUCUAGUUUGCUGCCAAAAGACAAUGUGAGUUUGGAUUUGCAUUUGUAGUUAAUUACUUUUGUAGCAAAUCAACAAUAGAUUAUGUUCAUGCUUA